UCACCAUCCAAAGUGUCACAGCCCUUUCAGAAGUAGUGUGUCAACUCCGUGUUGAUGUAUGUGGGAAUCUAACAUUCUUAUGCUCUUACCACAGAUACUCUAGGAAGGUACCAAUCAUUCACGUAGGCUAUUAACAGACGAACACGCACGAAACGAAUUGAUGCCGUACGCGUAAUAGUAGGCUAUGUAAACAAUAGAUAUAACAUACUGAAAGUGUCAUGACUUCUAGCGUUGUGGAUAGGCUACUGUAAUUGUACAUGGAUACCAGUGAUUUAGAUUCAGAUAUUUAGUUUUCAGAGACUCAUUUAGUUUUACACCAUGAAUAACCACUUCAUAACUCUUGGGAACCUUGGCUUAUGUGUCGCUGCCUCUCUCAACGCCCAAAGACUCUUCAAGGAUCACAGAGCUCCAGCUGCUGGGAUUUUCCUGGUGGUAUGCUCAGCUGCACUCAGUGUGCUUCCUGCUACUAUCAGCCUGGACUGGUCAUCUCAGCCUGCUGCUCUCUGCGCGGAUCUGCAGUGGGCCGCUGAGGUGCUGAGCCCAGCCAUGGUGUCCUUUGGCUUCCUGUGGCUGAGUGACGACCACUUCACAGCGUACACCCUCCUGACCGGCUCAGCCCUCCUCUCCAUGCUCACCGGCUGGCUGUCGCGAGACGGACUGUCCGUCAUGUCCCGCUGCAUGGCCAUGUCAUCCCUCUCCUGCUCCCUCACGGUGUGCCUCUUCGCCGGGAACCCGUUGGGGAUACUGGGGAGCGUGCUGCUGAGCGCGCCUGCUCUGGUGGGUUUGAGCGGCACCAGUCCUCUUGUGUCUCCGGAGGCCGCUGGGGGGCUGCUGAAGUUGGGGUUGAUCGGCGCUAUGACUGUGGGCUGCUGGGCCAUCCGGUGGGCACUGGAGAUCUACGUCCAGGACCUGAAGGGCUGGGACAAGAGCAACAACAUACUUACUUGAUUGACUCAUCGUUUUUGUGACCAAUUGUUAUUUAUUUUCCCCCAGAGACCAUUGAAACUAAACAGGAGCACCUAGUGCAGUGGCCUUAUGGCCUACUUGAUUGACUUGCCUGUACACACCACCAUACAAAGUAGGGGUGGUUGGCUGUGUGCGUGUUUUUUUCAUUAACGUUGAUAAAUACUUGACUUACUUGACUGACUUACCCUGAUUAAAAUUAAACUUAAUGGAUAAGCCCCAAUACAUUAAUUAUUUGAUAUUUAUGGAACA
Engraulis encrasicolus (European anchovy) is the source of this 1215-nucleotide messenger RNA. RefSeq lists its product as uncharacterized. The transcript has 2 exons. Lineage: Eukaryota; Metazoa; Chordata; Actinopteri; Clupeiformes; Engraulidae. The record is from RefSeq and is a predicted model, not a curated record. The coding region runs from base 319 to 948 and encodes 209 amino acids.